Aspergillus thermomutatus is the source of this 405-nucleotide messenger RNA. RefSeq lists its product as uncharacterized. The coding region runs from base 1 to 405 and encodes 134 amino acids. The record is from RefSeq and is a predicted model, not a curated record. The transcript has 2 exons. NCBI's taxonomy places the organism in Eukaryota, Fungi, Ascomycota, Eurotiomycetes, Eurotiales, Aspergillaceae.
AUGUCCCUCGACACCCCACUCACAGUAACAUACAAAGAAGCCAACGGCAGCCAAAUCACCACAGACAUCUACCUCCCGCCCUCGACCUCCUCAAAUGGCGAAAUCAAAAAGUAUCCCGUCCUAAUCAACAUCCACGGCGGAGCCUUCAUGCUCGGCCACUCCCGCAUGGUCUCCAUGCCCCAGAUCCAAGACUGUCUGGACAGAGGCUGGAUCGUCCUCGUCCCGAACCACCGGCUCUGCCCGCAGGUGGAUAUCCUCGAGGGACCCAUGACCGACUGCCGCGAUCUUCUGCGCUGGGUGUACAACGGCCACCUGGACUCGAUCCUGGCGUCUGCAGACGCACCAAGCCCAAGCUCAAGCUCAAGCUACCGCGCCGAUAUGAACCUGUCCCUUAUACCCAUCUGA